GUCAGUCGUCGAGCUAAUCAAGCAGCAACAACUCGAAAAGUGAGUCCCACAUUUGGAGAGGAAGCAAACUGUGUACGGAAAUUCGACUCACGAUGAAGCUGCUUUGGCUGAGCAUUUGGCUGCUGAGCCAGUCCACAGUGAUGCAAAUAAAUGGGUAUUGCCUCAGGCAGUCGCUGCCCAUGGAGAAUGGUGCCGCACGCCACAUGUGGCGCGCCACGGGCUGGCCGGCGGACACAGGCAGCUGUGCUGGGCCAGCAGCUCUGCUGCGGUCAGCCACUGACGGCGAUGGGGCAGCAGCUGCAGGCCUUGCCACGCCCAAUGCCACAGCCACAGGCAAAGCCACAGCAGCAUCAGUUCAAGCUGUGAGCCUGGCCAAUUAUGUCUACCAAUGCGCCAGCAAGCGUGCGCCAAAUCUCUCGCCUGAUUUGACAUCAGCUUCGAGCCUUCUACGUCCCUACCAGUUGGAGCGGCAACAGUUGACGUUGCCGGCGAUUGCAAUGAACCUGAACCCGGCCAAUCUCUGGCCUGACAAUUAGCGGAAAAUGCAGGCGACACUAGCUGAAAACUCUUAUUAUAUUUUUUAUUGCAUUUAUUUUGUUAUGAAUUGAAAAGCCGUUGUACGUUUAGUAAUAAAUACAGCCAAUA
This is a messenger RNA of Drosophila navojoa, 645 nucleotides long. RefSeq lists its product as uncharacterized. NCBI's taxonomy places the organism in Eukaryota, Metazoa, Arthropoda, Insecta, Diptera, Drosophilidae. The record is from RefSeq and is a predicted model, not a curated record.